AUCACUAUUCACUAAUGUACUGCUUAUGGAAACAGUAGAUUAUAUUUGUCAAGAAAUCACCGAAAGGCAAUUAGACUUAGGAAUCCCCUUGUGUAGCCUCAAAUAACUGCUUCUUAAGUGCACAAUGAAUGUUCACUUUUUCUUCAAUAAUUCAUACUAUCGACAAGUACAUGGAAUAGCUAUGGGUUCACCAUUAGGCCCAAUAUUAGCUGAAUUCUUUCUCGCCAAACUUGAAAACGGGAAAUUGAAGGAUAUCAUCAAGGAGUUUGAUAUUUAUUACCGAUAUGUUGAUGAUACAUUUAUCUUAGCUGAUGGGAAUGUUAACAUAGACGAAUUGUUGCUGAAAUUCAACAACAACAUCUACCCUUCGCUUACCUUUACUUGUGAAUUGAAUAUCAUUGCACUGAAUUCAGCCGUCAACGGACGUCUGAAUGGAGGUGUUGUGAGGAUUUCACUUGCCUCUAAGAUUGUAUGGAGUUCUCCUCUACUUAUUCAGAUUAAAUACCACUGUGGAAAUAUUUUCAGGAGGAAUCGGUGUGAUUCUCUCAUAAUAUUUCUUACACAGAAAGUACAAAUACCUUUUUUCUAUUUUAUUUGGAAGUGAUUAUCUUCACAGUAUAGUGAACCUAAGAUAAUACACCCAAAUUCGUUUCCAUAAGAAAGACUUAUAGGUUUCGAUGAGUUUGGAAGUUGAAGACAGUAAUUCCUGGAUAUGGGUAGUUUUCAUCAUUAGGGCACAUAUGAAAACUCGGAGAAACUGAUAACACUUAGACAAUGCGAAUCCACGUCACACAGUAUGGAAAUCACAAAUAUUACGGUUGAGCUUUCACGUCGGGAGCCACUUUCUGCAUGAGCACAGUCGAUAUCACUUAGUUGCUUCACCACAGCAGGACUGCUGCACAUGCAUUUCAUCCUAUAUAUUUGUUGGGUUUGAAGGAUUUUGUUUGGUUUACUAGCAGUAUUAUCGACAUUAAAAUCAGUCCUCUGAUAUACGAUAUUCUUGCAUUAGACAUCACACACAGCACACUACUUAAGCGUUCCUGACGGUAUGGAUAAUCUUAUUUAGAAGGAGGUCAUUGAUAAGCUGGAGUUUUCGAAUAAAUUGACACAAUAAACUUUUCAUUAUUCAUUCUUUAUGAUUAGCUGGAGUACCUUUUUCAGUGCAACCUAUUGUAAUGCAAUUCUGAUAAUAACUCCAGUAAAUAUUCAUUCUUUUAUGUAGCAAUCGUUUUGUUUAAAAAGGAUUCAUUAUUUGUUCAAAACAUACAUGUAAAUAAGAUUAUUUCCUCCCAGGAGAUAUUUCUGGGUUGAAAAUUCUUGUUUCUAACUCAAUUUAUGUCGUCCUUCCCGACAAAUACAUCUGUUGAGAUUGAAAGCUAUUUCAGAGUGGGAUAAAUAUGUAAAUAAUACCUUCUUUCCGAUAUUAAAAGAAAAACUGUUCUGUGUUUCGAUCAGUAAUGUUCCUGUCACCGUUUUUUAUUGCUCAAGUUAUGAAGCCACCUGGUUGAACUACUGGGUUGUGGAAAUUUCCAACAUCAAACUGCAUCUAGUUUUCUGUUUUUCUUGUGGCCUUCAUCAUUCUGUUAAAUUUAUGUCUCGCAAUAAUUUAAACCAGUCAAUGUGGACCUCGACCAACAGGUAAUACUGAGGUUUCAUGCUUGGUCUUCCACUCCAUCCAGUUCCAGAUAUGUC
Molecule: messenger RNA, 1692 nt
Organism: Trichobilharzia regenti
Lineage: Eukaryota; Metazoa; Platyhelminthes; Trematoda; Strigeidida; Schistosomatidae
Source: the annotation of a GenBank genome assembly